Blastomyces gilchristii SLH14081 is the source of this 616-nucleotide messenger RNA. RefSeq lists its product as uncharacterized. The record is from RefSeq and is a predicted model, not a curated record. The coding region runs from base 1 to 588 and encodes 195 amino acids. Lineage: Eukaryota; Fungi; Ascomycota; Eurotiomycetes; Onygenales; Ajellomycetaceae. The transcript has 7 exons.
AUGUCAAUAUUUGGCGUUGCUAUGAUAGUGGUCAUUGAGAACUGCGUUGACUGGACCAUUUUCUUUGAACAAACUGCAGGUAUUAUGCAAGGUUCUUCCUGGUCCGAGAUAUGGGAGCUAUCUCAUGUUUGGCGCCGUUUCACCGUUCCGGGCAUGUACUAUCUUGGGAUUGGAUGCCGUGCGGCAGACCUGUCAAUGCAUGAAAUUGAUUCAAUGCAGUGGGAGGGGGGAUUGCAAAUUCUGUACUAUCGACCUUUCCGGUAUUCCCUUGCAAAAUCCGGUAUGGUCGCCCUUUACACACAGUUGGCAUCGAGUGCCACGCAUUUGAAGUUUCUCUACGCCUUCGGGGCUGUUGUGUUUUUCCACAGAGUUGCAGCAACCCUCAUUGAUGAGAUGGAUAGCAGUACUGAUUCGAUGGAAACGGAAGACGACGAUAUUUAUCUGCACGACCGUCUCGCUCAUGUGGAGCCCAACGUUUCCGUCGGCCUAGUCUUCUACUUCAGUAUCGGUAUCCUCACGAUCUGCGUCACGAUAGCAAGACAAAUGACCAAUGCCAUCGCCCUUAACAACCCUCUCGAGUUCUUCUGAAAAAGCUUGACACGCCACAGGCAUUGGU